This is a messenger RNA of Colletotrichum abscissum, 237 nucleotides long. RefSeq lists its product as uncharacterized. Lineage: Eukaryota; Fungi; Ascomycota; Sordariomycetes; Glomerellales; Glomerellaceae. The record is from RefSeq and is a predicted model, not a curated record. The transcript has a single exon. Bases 1 to 237 code for a protein of 78 amino acids.
AUGACAUUUGCAACAUCCAAGGAGCGGAACGAGCACUCUUAUCGCUAUCACAAGAAGUGGUCUAAAGAGAAUAACAUACCUGAUCCGAGGCGACGUUGCCAAGUAUGCCGAACAAAAUUGUCAAAGGCGUCCUACAUCAAGAGACAUUUAAAACGAUCUCCCGGCUGCAAUGCAAUCCUCGGAGGAUUGCCCACCAAGGAUCAAACUCUCAUGCUGUCUGACUCCGAGAACGAUUGA